AUGCAGACCCCCCUCGUCCGUAAUCCUCGUCAACUGACCCAGACCUGGUGGAGGUCACCUCAUCGCGGGCACAUCACCGUUACCCUCUCCACGUCCCCCACAAUGCCUCUUUCACUGAGGAUCGAAAGGGACAAACGCCAGCGUUUCCUUCUCAGGUACGCCAGCUUUUUUGUUUGGUCCGCUCCGAAAACAAAGUUUAUCACGACUCUCGCCAGCGCCGUUGCAUUCGGCUCCUGCUUCCUAGCUUCUUAG
Molecule: messenger RNA, 252 nt
Organism: Colletotrichum truncatum
Lineage: Eukaryota; Fungi; Ascomycota; Sordariomycetes; Glomerellales; Glomerellaceae
Source: RefSeq, a predicted model, not a curated record